Molecule: messenger RNA, 1818 nt
Organism: Mycotypha africana
Lineage: Eukaryota; Fungi; Mucoromycota; Mucoromycetes; Mucorales; Mycotyphaceae
Product: pyruvate kinase
Exons: 10
Coding region: 275-1744 (489 amino acids)
Biological process (GO): glycolytic process
Cellular component (GO): cytoplasm
Molecular function (GO): potassium ion binding; magnesium ion binding; pyruvate kinase activity
Source: RefSeq, a predicted model, not a curated record
UAGUUGUGCAGAACUUUGAAACUAUAAAAAGGGCUAUUUUUUUGUACUGCUUCUUUUCUUUUCUUUUUCCGCUUACUUUUCGCUCCCAAAGAUCAGCAAUAAUGGCACCAAUCUUUACCCCCGAAAUCACCUCAAACGUUCAAUGGAUAUCACAAAUGAACGUUGAUAUUGAACCUACUGCCGGUCAACUAGUAACUUGGGCUGCUUCAAUUCGUCGAACUGUUGUUCAUUCUAUAAUUUAUUUCUAUCAGGGCCAAAAACAAACAGUGUUGAGAUGAUCACUCAACUUCGAAAUGCUGGUUUGAACGUAGUCAGAAUGAAUUUUUCUCAUGGAACCCAUGAAUAUCAUCAAUCUGUUAUUGAGAAUACACGUAAAAGUGCACAACUCUAUCCUGGACGUCCAGUCGCUAUUGCACUUGACAACAAGGGACCUGAAAUCCGUACAGGAAACAUGAAAGAUAACAUUGAGUUGCCUAUUCAAGCCGGUCAUGAAAUGAUCUUCAGUGUUGACGAGAAAUACGCUAACGAAUGUACUGAUCAAGUUAUGUAUAUCGAUUAUAAAAACUUACCUAAGGUGAUUGCCGUCGGCAAAUUUGUAUACAUCGAUGAUGGUGUGUUAUCUUUUGAAGUGACUGAAAUUUUGGAGGAUGGUAUCAAGGUGAUUGCCAGAAACAACGGCAAGCUUUGCUCACACAAAGGAGUCAAUCUUCCCAAUACAAAUGUCGACUUACCAGCCCUUUCAGAAAAAGACAAAGUUGACUUAAGAUUUGGUGUUGAGCAAAAGGUUGAUCUGAUCUUUGCCUCUUUCGUCCGAAGCGGUCAAGAUGUCAGAGAUAUCAGAGACGUUUUAGGCGAAGAGGGUAAGCAUAUCAAGAUCAUUUCAAAGAUCGAAAAUCAUCAAGGUGUGGAGAACUUUGAUGAGAUCCUUCAAGAGACUGACGGUGUUAUGGUUGCUCGUGGGGAUAUGGGUAUAGAAAUUCCUCUUGAGCGUGUAUUUAUCGCACAAAAAAUGAUGAUCACCAAAUGUAAUCUUGCUGGUAAACCCGUUAUCUGCGCCACUCAAAUGCUGGAGUCUAUGACUUACAACCCUCGACCAACUCGUGCUGAGGUUUCUGAUGUUGCUAAUGCCGUAUUAGACGGUGCUGACUGUGUAAUGCUUUCUGGUGAAACAGCCAAAGGCAAUUAUCCCAUAGAGGCCGUCAAAACCAUGCAUGACAUUUGUAAACUUGCAGAGUCUGUUCUCUGUUACCCUGCUGUCUUCAACGAGCUUCGUUCUUUAACUGCUCUACCUACUGAAACAACAGAGACAGUCGCCUGUGCUGCCGUAGCCGCUGCACACGAACAAAGAGCAGGCUGUAUUAUUGUUUUGACAACCUCUGGUAACUCUGCUCGCCUCAUUUCCAAAUACAGACCCCGUGCUCCCAUAAUCGUUGUUACCCGCAAUCCUCAAACUGCACGUCAGGUACAUCUGUACAGGGGCUGCUUCCCUUUCCAUUAUCCCAAGGCCUCUUCAUCGGCUGCUGCUCGUUUAUCUGCAACAGCCACAACAGCCAACUCUCAGUUGAGCCCUGCAGAUAAUGCUCCUUGGCAAGAAGAUGUUGACUCUAGAAUUAAAUGGGGCAUGGAGCAAGCAAUGAAAUAUGGUUUACUCAAGCAUGGCGAACCAGUCGUUGCUGUUCAAGGUUGGAAGGGUGGAUUAGGAAACACUAAUACUCUUCGUGUUAUAUACUCUCCUGUGAAAUAAGCGUUCCGUUUGAUAGGUACUGCUCUUCAUGUAUCCGCGCUAAAAAAAAAAAAAAAAAAAAAAAAAAAAAAAAA